Molecule: messenger RNA, 1578 nt
Organism: Eremothecium cymbalariae DBVPG#7215
Lineage: Eukaryota; Fungi; Ascomycota; Saccharomycetes; Saccharomycetales; Saccharomycetaceae
Gene: ANR2
Product: Anr2p
Exons: 1
Coding region: 1-1578 (525 amino acids)
Cellular component (GO): lipid droplet
Source: RefSeq, a predicted model, not a curated record
AUGUCGUAUUCUCCCGUUUUAUAUCAUUCAGAAUAUGAGGGUUUUCAGCUACAUUAUCCCACAUAUAAAAUUCCCCUCAUUGCAAUGUGUCUAACCAAAUUCGAUGUGAAAAAAGGGAAUACAGUCUUGUGGAAGGCUUCGAAUUCGUCAGAGGUGGACUUAAGUAAUAUCGAGUUCAAGACAUUACCAUCUGGUAUCCAUGAGAGGGAGCAGGAUUUUAUAAACUUUGUUAUUCCUAAGAAAAACGGUGAUUUGUAUUAUGGGAUUGCCCUAUUUUCGCAAAACGGUUUACAAAUGGUUAAGCAAGUUGCUACAAGUCACAUUGAUAGAACUAAGGUGGAAAUGUACUCUUUAGCUGUAAUCGUUGAUCCUCGGUCUAUGGAAGAGGAUUUUUCAGAGAGCAAGUUUUAUCGAGUGAAGCCUAACUUCUAUACAUGUGUAAAUGAAUAUAUGGAUGACCUUUCUAACUUAUUGAAGAACUGGACAGCGAAUUCCAACUUGGAAGGACUAGAACAUUAUUAUGCUGCUAACAAGGGUCCAUCAAAUUCAAGUCCGCUAUAUCCUGCUCUUUCGACAUCAAAGAUGCGACCUUUAUCGGUGAAUUCUAGUCCAAAUUACGUUAGAACUGGGGAUCAUAAGAUGGACGCGGAAACCUAUAAACCUCAGAAAUCAUGGUUGUACUUGUUGCCAGAAUUGGUUGAACAAAUCGGGCCGCUUAUAUUUACACUCUGGAAAUCAUGUCUAUUGAGAGAAAGAAUAUUGAUUGUAAACGAACAUGGAGAGUCAUUCGAGAGAUGCAAUGCCCUUAUUUAUUGUUUGUCCGUAUUAUCGUCGAUUCCUGAAAGACUCGAACGUGAAAUUCCUCAUAAUAUGCAACAAUUACAGACGUUGUACACGAUCGGUAUAACAGACCUGGAUUAUUUAAGCGAAUUAGUGUCAGCAGCAUUAACUCGAGCUACCGAUGAUAAUUAUGCUUUGCCGAAUUAUAUUUCUUCUACUGGCGAUGAAAUAUUGGCGCAGAGAGAUGACUUGUUUGAUUUAGUGUUCAUGUUUUCGAAUGGCAUGGAAUGUGUGGCACUUCGGCACGGUGAUCCUAUUAAAGCAACGCCCCAAGAGUGGGGAUUGUUUCAGCACGUCUCUAACCAUUACUUAAAUCGUGAAUAUGGCGACUCGAAACUACUCUGUUACUUAAGUAAUGUUGAACCGUUAUCCUGGUCACAGUACAUUAUAGAUUCGUUAUACUGGUGGACAACUGCGGGAUAUUUACAGCCAUCAUAUCAUCAAAGACAUCUGACUGAGGACUACGAUCCCGUUAUUGAAAAGGAUGAGUUGGAAGUUAUGUUUGGUCUUGUAGAGUAUUUUCACAAUAGAACUACGUUUUUAUACGAAAGGCUUAGUCGUUUAAUUGAUAGAAGUGAUGGCGAUGAGGAUAAAAUAGUGAUUUCACCUUUUUCCUUGGUUGAAUGUGGUUUAGAUUGUUUCAGUUCUCAAGAUUAUGCAUUUAUCAAGACACUAGGUGAAAAAUGGUUUAAAAAACACAUUGAUGUGAGAUCGGUGGAUUUAAGCUUGUGUUGUUAG